AUGUCCUUCGUCAACAACGAGCGGCUCCUGUACCGCCUCUCCAGCCUCGAGAACCGCAUCCCAAGAGAAUACUACCACGUCGUCAUCCCCUAUGCCCGAACCCUCGCCGGCAACGCAGACGGCGAAGAAGCCAACCAAAUCAGAUAUGUCACCCGAGAGACCUUCAAAGCCGUCCUACGUAAUCUCGGGCCUCUCAAGGGCCGAGUCUUUAACGCCAACCCACAGUUGCCGCAACUCGGGGAUUCCCAGCUCUGGAUUCGGGAAGUCCCUUUCGAUAUCAACGACGUCUACGGUUGCCAGUUUGCCGGCAACGCCUUCCCACCGUUUGACAAGGACAAUGUCCACAGCGAUUAUCUGCUCAAGGGUGGCCUGAACUUUUCCGCUGGCGUUGGCACACCUCCCGUCAAGUUGAUGGUUACUGUGUGUCCGACACAGACGAUUCUUGCGUUUUCCUUUUUCAGACCCAUCUUUGGGCUUGAGGCGCGCAAUAAGUUUCUGAGAAUCUUGGACGAGUUCAAUUUUCAGGACGGCCUGGCUGAUGAUGAUGCCAUGUACUUUGCUUUGCCUGCAGGGCCGUUCCGAGUGGAGGCCCAGGCGGAAGAGGUGCGGGUUGAGACGGCGAUGAAGCUGCUUCACGAUGUGUAUGUGCCUUCGCCUGGGGCUAUUUAUGAUGAGGAUAUCGAACAAGCUGUUCGAUCGAAGAAGCUUCUCCUGUCAAAGGACAGGGUCGACCAGGUUGUGUCCAGGUAUCUCGGAGGUGUCCCCGAGACGGUAAUGGGGUACACGAAAGCCCAAAUGGCCACUGCUGCCCUUCUGUGGGUGGCCAUCAUAGAAGCCCGAAUCCAGCUGCGCGACGAACUGUACGACGAGAUGUCUGAAGGCGGCACAGUCCGUCUGGACAUGAUGACAUCUGGGUGCCAUGUGUGUGAGGAUCGCGACUACGGCCCUUCCCCCCCUGAAGCGAGGUGGCCUGGAAAUACCGAAUUCCCUCUGGUCAGCAGAAUGCCCGGCAAGUCGUUCUGCAACUGGCCCACGGCGGGAGUAAACGAGGAGACCCUCGCCCGAGCCGUCAAGAUGGUGGCAGCGAACCUGCGUCGCGUGGACAAGGGCAUGGUCAUCAACUUUGUUCAAAAGCGAGUUAACGGCACAUAUCUGGCCUCCAAGGAUGCGUACGACCGUGCGCUGAACUGUGAAUGGGAAGGCAUCAUGCUCGAGAACUGGACCGGCCACAACUACAAAGGUAUGGAGGGUCUGAUGGACGUGGAAAAGUAUCCUCGGGCGAGUUUGGCCCACGCUCACCAGGAUUGCCCAGCUGGAACCAUUCGUUUGUUGCCUGAGGUGGAUGAUGAGGAUGACGGGAAAGUUCCUGUGCUGGUGGCUGUGUAUGAGGACGAGAUGGCGGCUCUUGUUGAGCAGAAGCUCCGAGGAUACGUUUGA
Molecule: messenger RNA, 1437 nt
Organism: Pochonia chlamydosporia 170
Lineage: Eukaryota; Fungi; Ascomycota; Sordariomycetes; Hypocreales; Clavicipitaceae
Exons: 1
Coding region: 1-1437 (478 amino acids)
Source: RefSeq, a predicted model, not a curated record